UCCUCUUUUGGGCAGGACUCUGACCCAGACUGGGUGGAAGGCAGCGUCACUUCACAAGGAAUCUUGCCCAGGGAUCUUCGCCCAGCGCUGACUUGCACAUUACCUCCGAGCCAACGGAGAGCGUUCCGGUAAACUCUGUAAACAAGAGACCGGGACAUGGCAGCGAUCAUGGGGGGUAGCCGCUUACUCCGGAUUGCUUUCAGUCGUUGCCCGCGACCCUCUGCAAGUGUCAACGAGAGGACCGCAGCCAGGAUGAAGGGUUCUUCCCAGGGCUUAGACCCGAACAAGAUCCGGACGUUUCACACUACUUCCCCAGCCCCGAACAUCAGCUCAUUCCUGCCGGAGUCCAGUUCUUUCCCUGGGGUAAAAUCUUACGCCGACCUGUUGGACUUCGCCAUCAGAGAUCCCGAAACCUUCUGGGGGACUCUGGCCAAGGAGAGACUCUUGUGGAACCGGCUCUUUCAGCGGGUUCACGAUUGUGAUUUUAGCAAAGGCUCGAUCGCCUGGUUCCUGGGAGGACAACUCAACGUGUCAGUGAAUUGCUUAGAUCGUCAUGCCGACCAGUACCCCAACAGAGUGGCUUUGAUCUGGGAGAGAGAUGAACCAGGCACAGAAAUAAGGAUUACUUACAGGGAACUUUUGGAGACCACGUGUCGACUGGCUAACACUUUGAAGCGUCAUGGGGUGCAGAAAGGGGACAGAGUCGCAAUCUAUCUCCCAGUAUCUCCUAUUGGUAUAGCUUCAAUGUUGGCUUGUGCUAGGAUUGGUGCCGUGCAUACAGUAGUCUUUGCAGGUUUUAGCAGCCAUGCACUGAGUGAAAGGAUCUCUGAUGCCCAAUGCAAGGCUGUUAUCACCUGCAAUCAAGGAGUACGUGGUGGUCGUGUUAUUGAGCUGAAGAAGUUGGUGGAUGAGGCAGUAAAGUCAUGUCCCACAGUAAAAUGCAUCUUUGUGGCACAGAGAACAGACGGCAAAGUUCCAAUGAGCAAUAUCGAUAUACCGCUUGAAGAAGAGAUGGAGAAAGAGGAGCCGGUGUGUGAACCUGUGUCCAUGGACAGUGAGGACCUGCUCUUCUUGCUGUAUACUUCUGGAAGCACAGGAAAACCCAAGGGCCUAGUCCAUACACAAGCUGGUUAUCUGCUAUAUACAUCUAUUACCCACAAGUAUGCCUUUGAUUAUCAAGAAGGUGAUGUUUUUGGCUGUAUGGCAGACAUUGGCUGGAUUACAGGGCACAGUUAUGUGGUCUAUGGCCCACUCUGCAAUGGUGGCACGACUGUGCUAUUUGAAAGCACUCCUAUCUACCCAAAUCCAGGUAGAUACUGGGAAACUGUGCAGCGGUUACAAAUCAAUCAGUUUUAUGGGGCUCCAACGGCCAUUCGUCUGCUGCUGAAAUAUGGAGACAGCUGGGUGUCCAAAUACGAUCGGUCAUCCUUGAAAACACUAGGCACAGUCGGGGAACCUAUUAACCACGAAGCCUGGGAGUGGUUCUGGAAGGUUGUGGGAGAUGGCCGAUGUACUCUUGUGGAUACCUGGUGGCAGACAGAAACGGGUGGUGUUUGCAUCUCUCCACGGCCUUCAGAGGAAGGAGCAAAGAUUUUGCCUUCUAUGGCUAUGAGACCAUUCUUUGGGAUACAGCUUGCUAUAAUGGAUGAGAAGGGUAAUCGGAUGGAGGGAAACAAUGUUACUGGUGCUCUCUGCAUCACAAAGCCUUGGCCUGGCAUUGCCAGAAGUAUCUAUGGGGAUCAUUCCAGAUUCCUGAAUGCAUAUUUCAAAAAAUAUCCAGGAUAUUAUUUAACUGGUGAUGGUGCACACAGAUCAGAAGAAGGCUUUUACAAGAUUACUGGCCGGAUGGAUGACGUAAUUAACAUCAGUGGCCACAGGUUGGGUACAGCUGAAAUAGAGAAUGCUCUGGCUGAACACCCUGAUGUGCCAGAGACGGCAGUGAUUGGCUUUCCUCAUGACAUAAAAGGGGAAGCUGCAUUUGCCUUCAUUGUUUUGAAAGAUACCUGCUCCAUUUCUGAACUGGUCAUUAAAGAUCUGAAAACAAAUGUUGAAUCUAAGAUUGCUAAAUACGCUAUUCCUGAUCACAUUCUGGUUGUGAAGCGACUUCCCAAAACCCGAUCUGGGAAAAUCAUGAGGCGAGUGUUGAAGAAAAUAGCCACUGAUGAAACUUCUAAUCUGGGUGACCUCAGCACACUAGACGACCCUCAAAUCAUCUCAGAGAUCAUUGCAGCCUACACAAAGUAUAAAAAAGACCACAUGACCAGAAAAUAAACAGUCAGCAUUCCUUAAAUCAUCCCAAAAUUUUGACACUCAUAGCACCAACUGGUUGUAUAUUCUUAAAACGAUACUUUUUCUGUUUGCACUUAAAAAAACCUAACAAUGCUUUUAAUUAAUAUUAAUUCAGAAUUGGUGCUAAAAGAAGAAAUGAUUCCUCCUUGUCGCUAAUUUCCCCCUUGACCCUUCUCAUGGAGACAAUCUCAAUUGCAUUGGUCUAAGUGCCUGUAGUGUCCCAGAAUCUGAUCGACAGUAUUUGGUCCAUUUCUACAGUUGAGGUGGCUGAUCUGCCAAGUCUAUAUCUCACUCUGAAAUGGUUGUCUGUAUUAGCACAUUCCAUCAUAUGUUGUUACGAGAAAAUGAUUGGGAAGCCUGACUGAUUUUAAAAAACUCCCCAUAUAACACAAGGUAUUAUUUUACUGUGAGGCUUGUGUCAUUCUCCUGCUAAAGGACUGACAGGGGAUCAGAAUUGAGAUUUACUUGCCCUUGUCUACUUCACUGUCAAAUAUGGUAUGAGUUGUUCAAAAAAAUUGAAUUGAAUUAAUUCAUAGAAUCAGUGUGAAUAAACUUCUGAUUUGCUUUUAAAAUGAAAGUAAACAGACUUUAGACAUAUACAACGAAGAAUAACAGCAAUAGCAGAGA
This is a messenger RNA of Hemiscyllium ocellatum (epaulette shark), 2916 nucleotides long. RefSeq names its product acetyl-coenzyme A synthetase 2-like, mitochondrial. The transcript has 14 exons. Bases 157 to 2271 code for a protein of 704 amino acids. Gene Ontology annotation, cellular component: mitochondrion. The record is from RefSeq and is a predicted model, not a curated record. Lineage: Eukaryota; Metazoa; Chordata; Chondrichthyes; Orectolobiformes; Hemiscylliidae. Gene Ontology annotation, molecular function: acetyl-CoA synthetase activity; AMP binding.